Molecule: messenger RNA, 773 nt
Organism: Paramuricea clavata
Lineage: Eukaryota; Metazoa; Cnidaria; Anthozoa; Malacalcyonacea; Plexauridae
Source: the annotation of a GenBank genome assembly
AUGUCUCGCCGCACAAAGAACAGUAUGUCUACGCUUUCAGAAGCUGAUGUUGAAAACUUUGUGGCGGAAUUGUCCAGCACAGAUAACGAUAAAGAACACGUUUGCCCAACAGAGAUGUCUGACCAUAAAAACGAGGAUGACAGCGAAACAAGUCAGCGAAAAUUGAACGAGCACAUGGUCAAUGUUAUCGACGAAACCGAAGGAAAAGCUGAAGCCGAAGUAAACACGAAGCGUUUAAACAGCGAUGUAUACAAGAGCUACGAAGAAGAAAUAGCCAAAAUAAUGACAAUAAUAAAUCAUAUGAAAUCAAAACAUGAUGAAGAUAAUCGAAAUGCCAUCGCACGAGAGUUAGCCUCGGAAGCAAAAAUAAAAACAUUGCAAGAUGUCAACAACACAAUGGCGGCUGAAAUUGCAUACCUAAAUCACACAGUGUCAGAACUUACCACUGACAAUGGGAAUAUAAAAAUAAUUCUUGACAUCAAACAGAAUGAAUGGGUAAAAGCGUCGGGAAAACCUAGUACUCCAAAGGAAAAUGGAAAGAAAUUGCCCAGCACCAAAACAUUAAACAGUUUUGAAGUCCUAGUUGAUGAAAAUGAUGAAAAUAUAUCAUCGUCUGAAUUAGCUUCAACCGAGAAAUCGAAGGAUAACAUCAACAGCCAAAUCUUGGACUACCGAUCAACGAAUAACUCAAAAUUCCAAAAUCUGAAAACGAAUCAGAAGAGCCAAGCACAUGGUCAUAUUAAUAAAAAGAAGAACCAAGUCCUUUCUCAGAA